This is a messenger RNA of Prosopis cineraria, 1749 nucleotides long. Its product is annotated as probable inactive heme oxygenase 2, chloroplastic. Lineage: Eukaryota; Viridiplantae; Streptophyta; Magnoliopsida; Fabales; Fabaceae. The coding region runs from base 128 to 1057 and encodes 309 amino acids. The transcript has 5 exons. The record is from RefSeq and is a predicted model, not a curated record. Gene Ontology annotation, biological process: heme oxidation; phytochromobilin biosynthetic process. Gene Ontology annotation, molecular function: heme oxygenase (decyclizing) activity.
UGCUAAUAGAUGCUAGGGUAUAACUACUGGAAAACGAUAUUUGUCUUCCAUUUGAAAUGCUAAGGUGCUAACCCAAUCGAGCCAGACAGCACCACAGCAGGACACACAGUCGGCAAUAUCUGCAGUGAUGUGGGUGGCGGCGAAGCUAUCGUACGAGCCUCUCCUGCGAGUGCCGUUUUCAUCACCUAACUAUGUGCAAUUGAAGGUGUCCACAAUUUCAACUAUGAAUGUGAGGAACUUUCAGAGCUCAAUUAUCUGCUCUGAUUCUACCAAUUCCACGGCGGUUACUUCGUCCUCUCCACCGAUGACGGUAAAUAAUGCUCCUCCGGUUCUGAAGAAGCGAAAGAGGUACAGAAAGCUUUACCCUGGGGAGAGCACAGGAAUCACUGAAGAGAUGAGGUUCGUCGCUAUGAGACUCCGUAACAUCAAUGGCAAGAAACACUCUGACGACGAUAAUAGUUCCGACGUUGCUGACAAUAGCAACAGCUUAGAAACAUCCAAUGGCGAAGAUAAUGGCAGUGAAGAUGAAACGUGGCAGCCUAGUAUGGAGGGAUUGCUCAAGUACCUGGUUGAUAGCAAGCUCAUUUUUACCACCGUCGAACGUAUCGUGGAUGAAUCCACAGACGUUUCUUAUGCCUACUUCAGGAAGAAUGGGUUGGAGCGAUCGGAAAGCCUGUCAAAAGAUCUGGAAUGGUUUGGCCGACAAGGAUUUAUGAUUCCAGAUGCCAGCUCUCCAGGGCUUUCUUAUGCUAAAUAUCUGGAGGAACUUGCUGAGAAUAAUGCUCCAUUAUUCCUCUGUCAUUUGUAUAUAUAUAUUUUUUCACAUCUUGCAGGUGGUCAGGUGAUAGCAAGAAAGGUUUCUGAAAAGCUCCUGGAGGGGAAGGAGCUGGAGUUCUAUAGAUGGGAAGGAGAUGCAUCAGAAUUCCUGAAAGGGGUCCGGGAGAAGCUAAAUAUGCUUAGCGAGCAUUGGACUCGAGAUGAAAAAAACAGAUGCUUAAAAGAAGCAACGAAGUCAUUCCGGUUUCUGGGGCAGAUUGUUCGUCUGAUCAUCUUAUGAGCAGUUUUCUGAUACUUCAAUUAACAGCAGUGACUUGAUUUGACUUGUUUAACCUGCUGCUGUACUUUUGCGUGAAUGCUAAUGCUGCGACCCGAGCUCAGCUCACAGAUGACAAUUGAAAAUAACCAAUUAUAUACAGUGCACUACAUUUAAGGGCUUGAGUCCAUCCCAGGCUGAAGAGAACAAGAUCACUGGAGAGGCCCAUUAGCUGGUGACUCUCUUCGUGUUGCCUUAUCAUUCUUAUCCGUUCGCCCAAUAACGAAUUGGUCAAUGAUUUUAACAGUCUGUACAGGGUCCUGCUGAGCUGUGGCUGCCCUCCAUUUGCUGGGAUACCUUCUCAGAUAGCUCAACUGCUCUGCAUCUAUUGGCUCCAUCCCAAUCAGGGUCUAGUUUCCACUCCUUUGGAACCUGCACUUGUAAAAUGGCAUGCCAGUUUCAUAAACCGAAGAAAGCAUAUCAAAUUCCCACCACAAACUCAAAAAAAAAAAAAAAGGAGGUAGUAAGGUAACAGAAUUUAGAGCUGGUCAUUAUCAUCGUGUUCUAGAAGCUUAAAUUAGGUAUCAUUCACACGAGAGUGACACCAGUUAAGCAAACUGUGGCUCAUUAGAAAUUUCCAUCUUAUACACCUAGCAACUCUUGUGCAUCAUUCACCUAAGUUUCGAGCAAUAACACUCAACUUGUGUUGCUACUAA